AUGUUGGCUAACAAGAGCAGUUCAACCCUAUACAAGACCGUAAUGAUGGCUCAGACUCAAAUGAGAUUCUUCGGUGUCCUCCCCAAACUCCCCAAGGUUGAACUCACCAUGAGAACUCCAUACAGAACCUUCUUUGAUAGCUUUAACCAAUUCACUAGAAUCUACGUUCAUACUCAAAAAGGUCUCAUCGCUAUCGGCAAUAGAUCUAUUCCCAGAAUCUAUCUUCUCCCACCAGGUGAGCUCACCGUCAAGAACAUUCAAUCAGGUGAUGGAAACUUCUCCAAGUCAGAUUCAGGUUUGUUCAUUCACACUGGUGGUUGGUUAUUCGUUCACGACAACAACUCAAUUGAAGUAAAUCUCCUAGAGUGCACUGAGAAGGAGAACUUCGCUUUUGAAAAGCUCGACAAUACUCAAAGUUAGGAGACUGAGACCAACGCUGGAAGAAUUGCUGCAUCCCUUCAAGAUAAGACUGUCAAGCUUCUCCAAAGAAGACGUUGA
Stylonychia lemnae is the source of this 498-nucleotide messenger RNA. The record is from the annotation of a GenBank genome assembly. NCBI's taxonomy places the organism in Eukaryota, Ciliophora, Spirotrichea, Sporadotrichida, Oxytrichidae.